AUGUCGAGCCGCUCCGACGAUUCGUUGGAUUCACUUUUUCGUUACGAGCCAAGCUGCGUAGAUCCCGAGGCGAGAGGUACGACAGAAUCCUCCGAGGCGUCUGUUUCGCCGAGCCCCUCCAAUCGUUCAUCUGACGAGGCGUCAAAUCAUGCCGAGGAGGAGGCAUUUCCCUUUGACCUUUUCGAGGCGAAGCGUGAAUUGGAACGUCUCAUGGCGUCCCAAGGCGCUUCCACAUCUGGGCGAGGGCCACGAGUUAAGAGACAAAAACCUGACCCGCCUGGCUCUACGCUUUGCUCCCUUGAGUCGCUCGAGGCGUUGAGGCAUCGUUUCGGGAUAUCCGAGGCGGUGGAGUUCGUCGUUCCAGAGAAGAGCGACCAAGCCGACAAGCCUCCAGAGAAUCAUUUCACUCUGUACGAGGCGUUCUUCGAGCUUUGCUUCCUCUGGUUCCUGAUCCCCGGAGUGAUCCUUGAAUAUCUCUGGAAACACGGGAUCUCGAUUGGGCAAAUUAUGUCGAGGGGAUUACGGCAAAUGAUUGGCAUCUUAGUUCGAAGCUUCGAAUGCGGACUUGAUAUCGAGCUGAAUCACCUGCUGAACUUGCUGGAAAUCAGGAAAGCUCCGAAAGGAAAUAGAUUCUAUAUUUCCAACAAGGCGAAGCGACGGGUCAUCGGCGGUUUUCCCAGCAAGGAUCAGUUUUGGACUGAACGCUUCUUCUACGUCUUGGUGAACGAGGCGUCGGUCGGCGAGGAUUACGUUCAAAGAACCAAGACCGCUUGGGGACCACUUGUUUGGGGCUUUCUUCCCCCGAUUUCCGACGACCUCUUUACUGUUCGAGACUCUUUUUUGGCGCGGAAGGUUAAUUGGAGGAAGAAUUUCACCCUCGAAAGAGUGGAAAAAGCGCGAGCCAUCCUUGCCGGAGUCCCCGUCAGCUCUUCGUCCUCCAGUUCUUCAAGAGAUACCCGAGAGAAGAUGGUGAUAAUCGCUCUCAAAGAAAGGAAGCGGCGCAAGGAAGAAGAGGCCACGAGACGAGCUGCCGAGGCGGCUCAAGCGCAGACCGAGGCGGUUCCAGCAUAA
Molecule: messenger RNA, 1071 nt
Organism: Eutrema salsugineum
Lineage: Eukaryota; Viridiplantae; Streptophyta; Magnoliopsida; Brassicales; Brassicaceae
Exons: 3
Coding region: 1-1071 (356 amino acids)
Source: RefSeq, a predicted model, not a curated record